Molecule: messenger RNA, 579 nt
Organism: Eutrema salsugineum
Lineage: Eukaryota; Viridiplantae; Streptophyta; Magnoliopsida; Brassicales; Brassicaceae
Exons: 1
Coding region: 1-579 (192 amino acids)
Source: RefSeq, a predicted model, not a curated record
AUGUCACGUAUGGAAGAGAAGAUUGUUUGGAAAGAUCAAGGAACUGAGAAGUUCCACUUCAAAUCCAAGACAGAAGAGGAUCUCCAAGCAGUACUAAACGAAGCCCCCUUUCACUUUAAGCGGUGGAUGUUUGUGCUUCAGCGCUGGGAACCAGUAAUUUCUGAUGCCUUUCCAUCGACCAUUCCCUUUUGGAUUAUAGUUCAUGGAAUUCCGGCUCAUUGCUCCACCGAGAAUAAUCUUAAAGCAAUUGGUAAUGUGAUGGGAAAGUAUUUGGCUCAUGAUGUCGAUGAAGCAAUGGUCCGUGUUGAAAUCAAUGCUCUGAAGCCCCUGAUUAAGAGGAAGGCGAUUCAAUUCCCUUCAGGUGUAGAGGUUUCUGUAGUAUUUGAAUAUGUCAGAUUGGAGAAACACUGCUUCCUUUGUAUGCCUCUGAGCCACGAAAAAGAAGACUGCCCACACCAGACUAAAAAUCGAGACUCUGAUCUGCAAGGAACCCACAUCAACAGUCAGCAGACUCUUCAGAGACUUGAAGAUGAUAGGCAAAAGAAGGAUGAUCACAGAGGCCGUCCUCAGGCAUCGUGA